AUGGCUGCAGAUAACGUCUCUGUGACAGAGUUUAUCCUGGCAGGCUUAACAGAUGAGCCGGAACUCCAGAUGCCCCUCUUCUUCCUGUUCCUAGGUUUUUAUGUGGUCACCGUGGUGGGGAACCUGGGCCUCAUAACCCUGAUUGGGCUGAAUUCUCACCUUCAUAUUCCCAUGUACUUCUUCCUCCUCAACUUGUCCUUCAUAGAUUUUAGUUUCUCUACUGCCAUCAUCCCCAAAAUGCUAAUGAGUUUUGUCUCCAAGAAAAACAUCAUUUCCUAUGUGGGGUGUAUGACUCAGCUCUUUUUCUUUUGUUUUUUUGUCUUUUCUGAAUCCUAUAUCUUGUCAGCAAUGGCAUAUGACCGCUAUGUCGCCAUCUGUAAACCACUGCUGUACAUGGUCACCAUGUCUCCUCAGGUGUGUUUACUCCUUUUGUUGGGUGUUUAUGGGAUGGGGGUGUUUGGGGCUGUGGCCCAUACAGGAAAUAUAUUAUUUCUGACCUUUUGUGCUGACAACCUUGUCAAUCACUAUAUGUGUGAUAUCAUUCCCCUCCUUGAGCUCUCCUGCAACAGCUCUUACAUAAAUUUGCUGGUGGUCUUCAUUGUUGUGACCAUUGGCAUUGGGGUGCCUAUUGCUGCCAUUUUCAUCUCUUAUGGUUUCAUUAUUUCCAACAUUUUCCAUAUUAGCUCCACUGAAGGAAGGUCCAAAGCCUUUAGUACCUGCAGCUCUCACAUAAUUGCUGUUUCUCUCUUCUUUGGAUCAGGAGCUUUUAUGUACCUCAAACCACCUUCUAUUUUACCCCUUGACCAGGGGAAAAUGUCUUCCUUGUUCUACACCAUUCUUGUGCCAAUGUUCAACCCAUUAAUCUAUAGUCUAAGGAAUAAGGAUGUCGAAUUUGCCCUGAGGAAAACCUUGGGCAGAAUAACCUUCUCUUGAAAAAAAUAUUAGACAUUGAGAUAAGAGAUCCAAGGAUUUUUGUAUGUGUUUUUAUAAUUAUUACUUAUUGUUAUUAUUACUUUUCAAUGAGGAAUCUAAGCUCCAGUGUUUUCUUUUUAUGCUAUAUGGCAGAGGAAAUUUUAACUUUCUUAAAUGGAUUUGUUCUCCCUUACUCAAAUCCUCCAAUUCUUCCUUCUUUAUUUUAUGAAAAAUAAUUGCUACAAUUACAGAAUAUUCAACAUUGAAUGGGGGCUUAGGGAUCAUUUGAUCUAGUGCCCUUAUUUUUUUUAAAAGAUUUUAUUUAUUUAUUCAUGAGAGACACAGAGAGAUACAGAGACAUAGGCAGAGGGAGAAGUAGGUUCCCUGCCAGGAGCCCGAUGUGGGACUCCAUCUAAGGACCCCAGGAUCACAACUUGAGCCAAAGGCAGAUGCUCAAACAUUGAGCCAUCCAGGUGCCGUGAUUUAGUGCUUUUAUAUCAUACAUCACACUUUGCAGAGUCAGAAGCAUUUGUAUGUUGCCCAAGUACAUAAAACUACCCGGUGCCAGAGCUUAGACUGAAAUCCUAGCUUGAAUCCCAAUCCAGUUUGUUUUCCCCUAUGCCAUGUUUUCUUGCCUCAUCUCUUUCUUGAAACAUUUCAUUUCACAUGUUGGUUGACCUAGCACAUUUAAAUUAUGAAUAUAUUCACAGUAAUUUCAUGCUACUUUUCACAGGUUAAUUUUAAUAUAUCACAUUUUGCAAGAGAGUAGGAGGUGAAAAAUUUUGUUGAGUUGGUCUUGGCAAAAUGACAAGAUCAGUGUUUGAUGAAUUUUGUAGUAUGUAAGUGAAAAUUAUGUUAGAUUUCAGAGAGGCAAGUUUAAUGUCCACUGACUUGGUGGGUGGAGCCCUAUGGACAUAGGUGAAUUCGAACUUCCAGAGGAGGGAAACUUAAUUUUAUGGGGUGUGGUAGAGGUGUCAUAUAUUUUUUCAAGACUAACACAGAAAGAAUUUGGAGUCUUAUUUCAAGAGUUACCUUGCAUAUGGUCUAUAAUAAUUGGGAGCUGCACUAUCCAAUAUGGCAGUCACUAGCUGUGUAUGGCAUUGAGCAUUGAGACUGAGAGUAUGCAAUAUAAUUGUAAAAUACUAUGUCUUUGAAGG
Molecule: messenger RNA, 2069 nt
Organism: Canis lupus familiaris (dog)
Lineage: Eukaryota; Metazoa; Chordata; Mammalia; Carnivora; Canidae
Product: olfactory receptor 8B12
Biological process (GO): G protein-coupled receptor signaling pathway; sensory perception of smell
Cellular component (GO): membrane
Molecular function (GO): odorant binding; olfactory receptor activity; G protein-coupled receptor activity
Source: RefSeq, a predicted model, not a curated record